Molecule: messenger RNA, 894 nt
Organism: Protopolystoma xenopodis
Lineage: Eukaryota; Metazoa; Platyhelminthes; Monogenea; Polystomatidea; Polystomatidae
Source: the annotation of a GenBank genome assembly
AUGCCAGCGACAGACCGGAACCGAACUCGGUUGCUGGAUUCGUCGGCUUGCGUGAGGAGGGAUCUAGCUCAGAGGCCUGACUCGACCGACUCGAAGGCAUCAAACCAGUCUCCGUGGCUGCAGACGGACGACGAGACUGUCAAGAGCCGGACGAGAGUGGGGCGGGAGGAUGGAUGCCCGCCCUGCAACACGACGGUCACGAGGGCGGUUGUCGUCGGCGACAGCAACCGCCAUGUCGACCUCGACGCCGCGAAUUCUCCCGUUCAGACGAGCCGGACUCGUCGGUUGCCGUUGACCGGACGCUGUCGACUCUGUGAUCUGGCCUCGACGAGUCCUGUCGCCGUGGAGUCGGCUCGAACCGCGCCACUCUCCUCGUCCCCGCUGACGCCCACUCACUGCUCGUGGCGGACAGCCGCUGCGACGCCCCGCUUUCGCAGAAGCCGAGAUCGACUCUGCUUCAAUCCGAAUCCUCCAGUCGAGGCCCGCCUUUUGCACGGGCUGCCGAAGAAUGGCUGUUCGGUUUGGCGAACUCUCGACCCAACGACCCUUCGGUCAGGAAACAUCAAACCGCCCCCGGAGAAGCAGACGACACCAUCCGUCCGGUCGUCGGGCCGGGCUCGCUGCUGGCGGACAGUCUUGAGCUGGUGGGCCGGGCCUCGAACCAACCUUGAAUGGAGGUUUUGCGGACCUAUCGUACAACGGCGAAUCGGCUCGAGGCUGUACACACAUGCACACAUGCACAUGCGCACGUACAGACCCGUCUUGCCCCUUGACCUAUCCAUGCCACUUCUCGGAAUGGGGUUAACCGCUCGCCACCUCCCCGUUACCGACGGUGCUAGGCGGAGACUGGAGUCGCGAGAUCGUUCAGACGGUUUAGCGGUACCCUUCAAAUGA